Messenger RNA from Leptonychotes weddellii (Weddell seal), 255 nucleotides. The record is from RefSeq and is a predicted model, not a curated record. NCBI's taxonomy places the organism in Eukaryota, Metazoa, Chordata, Mammalia, Carnivora, Phocidae.
CCCGCCACCACCAUCUGUUCCUCUGACAAAUGCUGCCGGUGCGGAGUCUGCCUGCCCAGCACCUGCCCACACACGACUUGGUUACUGGAGCCAACCUGCUGUGACAACUCCCCCCCACCCUGCCACAUUCCUCAGCCCUGUGUGCCCACCUGCUUCCUGCUCAACUCCUCCUACCCCACCCCAGGCCUGGAGACCAUCAACCUCACAACUUUCACUCAGCCCUCCUGUGAGCCCUGCAUCCCAAGCUCCUGCUGA